ACAGUCUUAAAUCUUAAAUAAAGAUUUCGAAAACAAUUCCGAACAAUAUGAGGGUUUUCUUAUUAUUUUUGUAAGUGACAUUGGAGGAACAUUAUCCUUGUCAUUUCUGUAAACUGAUGUCAGCGACCGCGACUGACCGCGACUGAGUUUAUUUUCGACUAUUGGUUCCACUUCGGACAAGCGUGUACUUUCUCUUUUGGUAUCUGCGGUCUUUAUGGUUUUCUUGCAGUGUGUGUGUGUGUGUGUGUGUAAACCGCGUUUUGCUGAAGGCCGACUCUACUUUCUAGUCGCGUUUCUGUUCAUUUCCGCCGUGGGAGACGUUUGUGCGGAAUAUAGUGGCGUGAAACUCGUUGAAUUCACCGUAAUUAGUAUGCGGACUUGAUGAGAAGAUCGCCCUUAUUUCGUUGCUGGCCGUUACCAUACGCGUUCCGUGUCAAACUCGAUCACGGAUUCGUUUUUAAUAUGAGCUGUGAAUCGCUACAUAGUCAUUUGUAUAUAAAAAAAAAUCUACCGCAAUCAUCUGUUUGUUCUUUGCUGUUCGUGAUCUCGUAAUUUUCACGAAAAAUAUAGCGGAACGUUUUCGAGAGAGAAAAUGAAGCGAUGGCGGAUAUCAUGAGACUGAAUGUACUUGUGACACUUUUAGGAUGUGCGCUACUUCCGUACGUUUAUGCGGAAGAAGAUACCACAGAAUACAAAGGAAAAUAUUUAGGAAAAUUAAACGCGUAUCAUCAUCAAGUAUCUGGUGAUGUUUGGGCCGUGGACCAGCACACGUUGCUGCUGACAAACUUUAAUUAUGAUGGCAAUGGAGCUGACACGUUUUUCUGGGCAGGUGCAUCGAACAGACCAGGCCCACAAGGAUUUAUUGUUCCUGAUGAAUGGGGCAAAACAAAUCUGUUGGAUCGGUACUUUAACAAGGAUUUUACAUUAAUUUUACCGGAUAAUAAAAAGAUUACAGAUAUCAAGUGGUUUGCAGUUUACGACUUACAGAGUCAGAACACUUUUGGUGACGUGUACAUUCCAGACGAGUUUGAUCCACCCGCGCCUCAGAAAAUAUCGCAGUUAUCAACAAGAUCACAUAACGUAUCAUCAGAAUCCAUCAUAAUUUUAGACUCGAAAACUAUCAGCAUUCCUCAGUUCACCUAUAACGGACAAGGCGUAGACACGUAUUUCUGGGUCGGUGUUGGACCACAACCGUCUACCAAAGGUCAAAAAGUUCCCGAUGAAUAUGGAUAUAUGGAUACUAUUAGAGAAUAUAAUAAUGAAGAUAUCAUACUAGAGUUGCCAGGUGAUAUGAGUAUCUUCAAUAUAGACUGGCUGAGUAUUUUCGACGUAAAGACAAAAUCGAACUACGGUUCUGUUAUUAUACCGGAUGGUCUCAACGUGCCACCGUCGUUAGUAAAAGUUAUUAAGCAAACGCAAUCUCUUCCUAAUUGCGUUCAGUUGCACAAGCGGUUUCAAGUCGCCUGGGAAAUAUUUGGUCCACAAAUUACUAUUCAACUGAAAAGUCAAGUCGACGAAGAUGAAUAUGUGGCGUUUGGUAUAUCCGGUUCGGAAUUGUCCAGCAAAAUGGUAGGUGCGGACGUAGCCAUCGCGUAUAUGGACGACACACGUGGAUAUGCUACGGAUUAUAAUAUUACAGCUAACGCACCAUGCGGUAAAGUUCUCGGACAGUAUAAGGGCGUCUGUAAAGACGAUCUUCUCGGCGGUUUGGACAGCAAUCAACUUUAUACUGCAGUAAGAGAAAACGGCAUUAACACUAUCACGUAUAGGCGUACGCUUAUCUCAUCUGAUCCAGGGGACAGAGAAUUUCCUACAGAUAGACCUGUCUAUAUAGUUUGGGCUUUGGGUAAGCUCGAUAAGACUAACAACGAUCCGAGCUUCCAUGAUUUAUAUCCGAGAAGUGACGUAAUACUUGAAUUAGGCCGUAAAGAAUCAGAGAACACGUGCAACGACUUCACCGAGAAUAAUAAUAAAUAUUUUAACAGAGAACCGUGGCAAAAAACAGAGAUAUUUGAUAGAAGCGUCAGAACUUUCAGAGCAACUAUCGGACCUUCUGGAGGAAAAAGAGGAUAUCAGGGAAUCACAGGAAAACCGUCAGUAGGUCUUGCCUGGUACAUCCAAGGCUCGCUGAUACCAGAGUUGUAUCUACGCCGUGGGUUGACGUACAAUUUUCACGUUCACGGUGGCAAUAAUCCACAUAGCGCAAGUCUCUACCAUCCGUUAAUAAUAACCGACGAUUCUUACGGAGGAUACGAUACGCUUAGCGAUCUAGCGCAAAGUAAGAUUAGGGUAUUAGCUGGCGUCGAGUUGACCAGAAGAGGUAGACCACGACCGACCGCAGUUGGGCCUCUUUGUUUAAGUAAACAUAAUGGUCGAGACAGAAGACUGGACGAUAAUUUCUCAUCCUUUAGGAAAUUUAAUAGAACUCUCGUGCAAGUCUGCGAACCAGGAAAAGCUGAUAUAUUGGUGGUCACUCCGAAUUCUUCGUGGCCUGACCUGGUCUAUUAUCAAUCGUUCACGCAUCCGAACAUGGGAUGGAAGAUUCACGUGGUCGAUUCUUAUAUGGAACGGAGUGGAGCAUUUACUUGUAAAUUAUCGUUACUUAUUAUAAUUACAAAUUUACUGUUCCAUCUAAUGUUAUACAUCAGUUAAGUAUAGAAAUUAUAAAAAGUAAAAAUUAUUUUAAAAAUGUAAUUAUGUAAAAAGUAUGGAAGAAUGCAUUCGAUGCUCACAUGCGAUUUAGUACGAAAAAAGCAUCGUGUGCCGUAAACCUAAUAAGUUUAGGUAAUCAGAUAUACAUGUCUACAUUUUUAAUAUAAAAACUGACGAAUUCCUCUUAUACUAAAGCCUGUAGAGCGUAAUUUAAAGUUGGUCACAUUACAAGUCACACUUUUCGCAACGAUCGAAUUAAAAUUAGGCAUGGCAUAGCUCUACGUGAGAAAACAAACAUUAAAUAACAUUCUACGAACACUAAGCGUUACAAGAUGUUUUAUGAACAAACAAUAGAUUUAUUAAUCUUUUGCUGGAAAUAGAGGUAAGUCAUAUAUUAUUUAUUGCGCACGUAUGUAAAUUUGCAUACACACACAAGAGAACAAUCAAUAAAUCAACGAAUCAAUAGUUAAUACAAAAGUA
Messenger RNA from Pseudomyrmex gracilis, 3132 nucleotides. RefSeq names its product protein Skeletor, isoforms B/C (gene knk). The record is from RefSeq and is a predicted model, not a curated record. Bases 601 to 2652 code for a protein of 683 amino acids. The transcript has 12 exons. NCBI's taxonomy places the organism in Eukaryota, Metazoa, Arthropoda, Insecta, Hymenoptera, Formicidae.